AUGCCCGCCCUCCUCCUCCUGCUGCUGCUCCUCAGCUGCCGCGCCGCCGCCGAGGAGGACGGCUCGCUGCUCCGGCCGGGCCCGGGCAGGCAGAGCGCGGCCGCCGCGCCCCCGACGGCCGCGACCCCCGCGCUGCACAACGCGAGCCGCCCGGCCGCGCUGCCCCAGGGCGCGGGGGCGGCUGGAGGGCGGCCGCGCUCCGCCUCGCCCCCCAUGUGCACGGGGCAGACCGAGAUCAAGGAGACUUUCAAGUACAUCAACACCGUCGUGUCCUGCCUGGUCUUCGUCCUGGGCAUCAUCGGCAACUCCACGCUGCUGCGGAUCAUCUACAAGAACAAGUGCAUGAGGAAUGGACCCAACAUUCUCAUCGCCAGCUUGGCCUUGGGCGACCUGCUCCACAUCAUCAUCGACAUCCCCAUCAAUGUCUACAAGCUACUUGCAGAGGACUGGCCUUUUGGUGUUGAAAUGUGCAAACUAGUGCCCUUCAUUCAAAAGGCAUCGGUGGGCAUCACAGUGCUGAGUUUGUGUGCCCUCAGUAUAGACAGGUACCGAGCAGUCGCUUCCUGGAGUCGCAUUAAAGGAAUUGGAGUGCCAAAAUGGACUGCUGUGGAAAUUGUCCUCAUCUGGGUCAUAUCAGUGAUACUGGCUGUUCCAGAAGCUAUUGCAUUUGACAUGAUUACAAUGGAGUACAGAGGAAAGUAUCUUAGAAUCUGCUUGCUUCACCCCACACAGAAAACAUCCUUUAUGAUGUUUUACAAGGAAGCUAAAGAUUGGUGGCUGUUCAGCUUUUACUUCUGUUUGCCACUGGCGAUCACAGCAUUUUUCUAUACUCUCAUGACUUGUGAGAUGUUACGAAAGAAAAGUGGGAUGCAGAUUGCUUUAAAUGACCACUUAAAACAGAGACGUGAGGUGGCCAAAACUGUGUUCUGUCUGGUGCUUGUUUUUGCCUUGUGUUGGCUCCCACUUCACUUAAGCAGAAUCUUGAAACUCACUAUUUAUGAUCAGAAGGACCCCAACAGAUGUGAACUUUUAAGCUUUUUUCUUGUGAUGGACUACAUUGGUAUUAACAUGGCUUCACUGAACUCCUGCAUCAAUCCAAUAGCUCUGUAUUUGGUGAGCAAAAGAUUCCAAAACUGCUUUAAGUCAUGCUUGUGUUGCUGGUGCCAAUCCAAAGAUCUGUUGUCCCUGGAGGAAAGGCAGUCCUGUUUAAAGUUCAAAGCUAAUGAUCACGGAUAUGAUAAUUUCCGCUCCAGUAACAAGUACAGCUCUUCAUAAAGCAAGCAUAAAAGGUAUAUUCUCUUACAUUAAUACUGGUGCCUUUUUAAGGAAAAAAGUUGCAAUUACUUUUAACAAGAUGGUAACAUCCAGAGUAAUCUAGUUUUGUAUUUGCACAAAACAAAAGAACAUUAAAAAAAAUCGUCCUAAAACGGUAUCACGUUGAAAAUCACGGACAUUUAUGAAAUCAUCAUUUAUGGAACAUGAAGAAAAGCAUAGAAAGAACAAGUCAUUGUUAGCACUUGAAUACUUCUGAAUCAGCACUUCCAAAUGAUCCCCACUUCCUGUACAUUAAGCGAUCGUUUGUAUUCUCUGUAACAGUUGUAGGAACUGAAGUCACAGCAAUUAUUAAGCAGCAUAAUAUCAAAUUAAUUGGAUCAAAGCCAUUAUUAUAUAUAACGCAAUGUAUUAUCUUUUAUAAAGCAAAUUAACCACUAUCACUAUUGUGAGUUUGUUUAAAUAAAACAUGAAAUACUUUGUAAUAGAAGUCUAAAUGUUAAAAAGUAGAAUUUUUAUCAGGUAUAUUAUCGAGGUAGCUACUGAAAAUAUUAAAGGAUGCAGUAAAAACGAAAGUGCAUUUUA
Messenger RNA from Sturnus vulgaris (Common starling), 1857 nucleotides. RefSeq names its product endothelin receptor type B (gene EDNRB). Gene Ontology annotation, molecular function: endothelin receptor activity. Gene Ontology annotation, cellular component: plasma membrane. Gene Ontology annotation, biological process: regulation of blood pressure; endothelin receptor signaling pathway; enteric nervous system development. The record is from RefSeq and is a predicted model, not a curated record. Lineage: Eukaryota; Metazoa; Chordata; Aves; Passeriformes; Sturnidae.